Messenger RNA from Erythranthe guttata (spotted monkey flower), 2447 nucleotides. RefSeq names its product protein kinase family protein / protein phosphatase 2C (PP2C) family protein. NCBI's taxonomy places the organism in Eukaryota, Viridiplantae, Streptophyta, Magnoliopsida, Lamiales, Phrymaceae. The record is from RefSeq and is a predicted model, not a curated record. Gene Ontology annotation, biological process: protein phosphorylation. Gene Ontology annotation, molecular function: protein serine/threonine kinase activity; ATP binding.
UCAUCCUCUAAAAAACCACAUGAACAACAGUAUGUGCAAAACAAAAGAUUGAAGAAAAAAAUCAGAGAAAUUGAAGAAAAAUGGUUCUGGAAAUCAUGGAACCAAACACAUGUGUACGAGGUUGUUGCCACAGCCAAACAAUCCCUCUCCAUCUCCACCCUUCUUCUUAUUCCCUUUCUUCCCCAAUCGCCAGAGGUGCAGAGAGUGUGGUGUAUGAAGCAAUUCUCGACGGUAGAAAAGUCGCCGUAAAAAAACCAGUUAUUUCUACUUCCGAUGACCUAAAUAAGUUCCACAAAGAGUUGCAAUUACUCAGCAAAUUGGAUCACCCGGGGAUACUAAAGCUAGUGGCGGCACAUGCUAAGCCGCCAAAUUACAUGUUUUUCUUCGAUUUCUACGAAAUCGGAAACCUUGCUCAGAAACUGCACGUGGAAGAAUGGAGUCCGAGUAUUGGUCAAGUGAUUGAAAUCACUUCUCAGUUAGCAAAAUCUCUGCUAUAUCUGCAUAACCUUGGCAUAUUACAUAGGGACGUGAAACCGGCAAAUAUUCUCCUAAACGAGAAUCUUGAUCCACAUCUAGCAGACUUUGGUUUGGCAGAAUACAAGAAAGAUCUAGAACAAGUUUCUGUUAAGAACUGGAAAUCCUCUGGCAAACCGACCGGCGGUUUCCAUAAAAAGAAUAUGGUCGGCACGCUUAUUUACAUGGCACCCGAAGUGCUCACUAAAGAGAUUCAAACGGAAAAGUCGGAUGUCUAUAGUUUUGGAAUCACUGUUAACGAACUUCUUACUGGUGUAGUACCGUAUACCGAUCUUCGAGCAGAAGCACAGGCUCACACAGUCUUGGAAAUGAACUACACCGAACAACAACUCACUGCAGCUGUGGUUUCCGAAAGAUUACGACCCGUUCUUGCGGGUCUCGAUUCUGGUGCAUCAACCGAUUUUCUCUCUCUAAUACAGAGAUGUUGGGAUUCGAAUCCUCAAAAUCGACCCACUUUCGAUGACAUCGUUUUGGAGCUCGAUUCGAUGCUCGGACGUGGAGAAAAAACAGAUGAGAAGUUGGAUUUUUCGAAUAGUAUUCGAAGUUUUCAAGAACCUAUAAAUUGGUACAGCCACGGCCUGGAUUUCUCAGAGACAGCUUGUAUUUCAUUUGAGGAUCUCGUUUCCACAAAUGAUGCUAGGGUUUAUUGUCCGGUUCUUUCUUGGGGUUCGUUUUCAACUUGUGGGAGAAGAGAAACAAUGGAGGACACCCACUUUAUGAAACCUAAUUUUGGUAAUGAAAAGGAUAUCCAUUUCUUCGGGAUUUUGGAUGGUCAUCGAGGUGCUGCGGCCGCCGAGUUUUCAGCUGGAGCUCUACCUGGAUUUUUACGAACUCUUGUUUCAAAAAGCAGUCCAUCUCAAGCACUGGUCGAAGCGUUUGUCGAGACUGAUAUUGCAUUUAGGAACGAACUAAAUUCUCGUCGCAAAUCGAAGGGAGUUAUUCAAAAGGACUGGCACCCUGGCUGUACUGCAAUGACUGCUCUCGUAAUUAAAGACAAAUUAUUUGUUGCUAAUGCCGGUGAUUGCAGAACAAUUAUUUGUCGUGCAGGAAAUCCUUUUGCUUUAACCAGGGAUCAUGUGGCUAGUUGUCUCGAGGAGAGAGAACGUGUUAUAGGUGCAGGCGGACAAGUCAAAUGGCAAGUCGACACAUGGAGGAUCGGUCCUGCUGCUCUCCAGGUUACGAGAUCAAUUGGCGACGAUGAUUUAAAGCCAUUUGUAACUGCGGAACCCGAGAUAACCGAAACUUUGCUAUCAGCUGAAGAUGAAUAUAUAGUGAUGGCGAGUGAUGGGCUAUGGGAUGUUAUGAGAAACGAAGAGGUUGUAAGUAUAAUAAGAGACACAGUAAAAGAGGCAGGAAUGUGUUCGAAGAGACUGGCCACUGAAGCUGCCGAACGAGGCAGCAAAGAUAAUAUCACGGUUAUCGUAGUCUUUUUACGUCCAGUUUCUACAGCAGAGAGGAUUUACUAGCUUUCAUAAACUACGGUUUCAUUACCUAGAACUGGAGGCAAUUGGAGAGGAUGAAAAGGAGGGAAAGAAAAAGCUCGAAUUCUUCUGUGCAGUUGAAUUUGAUUUAUUUAAGUACUUUAUUAUUGAUUGUGUUUUUGGGUAAUUUACAAGAAAGCCCCUUUACUUAAGUCUAUUUACAGAAAAACCCCCUCCCAUGUUUAUAAUUACCAAGAGACCCUAAAGUUUGUUGCAUUCGUACACUGUAUGUGAAUUUGAAGGAAUCUUGUUGAUUCCGUUGAAUAUUCCUCAAAAAAUACCAUUUUUACUCUCGGGUAUGAUUGUAAAUUUGUAAUAAUAUUGUUUCAUGAGGGGGUAACUUGUUAUAUUUGUUCGGAAUAAUUAAGCAUGACCGUUUUGUACUAGUUGUUGUGUAUGAGGGGUUUUAUUGUAAUGUUUUUUUUUUUAUUU